AUGUUGGAGAAAGGGCUCCAAGCAGAUGUCUGGGGAUCUUGUGGUAGGCCUGCUGGCGCUUGUGACGGAGUUUUGAAGCAGACUGAGCCAUGUGUGCUUGAGCUGAUUCGACCUUACAAGUUUUAUUUGGCAAUCGAAAACUCGAAUUGUAAAGAUUACGUGACGGAGAAGUUCUGGAAGUCACUGGAUGACAGGAUGACUGUCCCAAUUGUAAUGAGAAGACAGACGGUUCGAGAUCUGGGAGUUCCUGAUUCGGCGUACAUCGCAGUUGACGAUUUCGAAACUCUUCCUGAAUUCAUCCAGUAUGUUACGAAAGUAAGCAAUGACAAAGAUUUAUAUUUGAAGUAUCACGAAUGGAGGAGAGAUUAUAAGUGA
Caenorhabditis remanei is the source of this 375-nucleotide messenger RNA. RefSeq lists its product as uncharacterized. Bases 1 to 375 code for a protein of 124 amino acids. Lineage: Eukaryota; Metazoa; Nematoda; Chromadorea; Rhabditida; Rhabditidae. The record is from RefSeq and is a predicted model, not a curated record. Gene Ontology annotation, cellular component: membrane. The transcript has a single exon. Gene Ontology annotation, molecular function: alpha-(1->3)-fucosyltransferase activity.